AUGUACUCUUCAGGCAGGUUUGGGUUUUGGAAGCCCACAUCCACUAGCAGUCAGAGCAUCCAGAAGGCAACACAGUCCAACAAUCAUACUCUCAAGGAGGCCAAAGGUAAAGCAGCAGAGUCUGAUACUAGUGACAAUGACAAGAAUCAGGGCAGAAUUGACAAUGACAAACAAAUGUACAUCUCCUGCUACUAUCUCAUCUGCAAUAUCAUGGUGUUUAGCCAGCAUGAAGGGAAUUCAAGUGAUGAGCAUGAGAAUGGAACUCAGGAUGAUUUUAAUCCUGACUAUAAUAAUCUGAACGAUGAUAAUCCGGACAAUUUCAAUCCAGAUAAUGAUGAAGAUUUCAAUCACCAGCCUGACACUCAAAAGAAAGACUUUAACAAGCAUCAAGAUGCACUACAACUUGUCCAAGAAGUCAUUGAUGCUGCAUUGUGGAUAUACCAUGAGAAGAAGAUCAAAUUGGAUAAUGGCUAUUUUCCACAGUACCGGACACAAAUGGUGCAGCUGGAUAGCUGCCUCAAAUUCUACUACAGCAAUAGCAAGAAGGCCCUCAAGAACACAGACGAAUUUCAAUGUUCAAUACCUGUCAAUGGGCUGCUUCUUGUGGCCAUGAUGAUAAAGGGUGUCACCACUGGAUUUCACAAGACCGGCACCGACAAAUCAGUAGACAACCUCAUUGAUAAUCCUGAACAUGGCAGGGAGAUUGAAGAGAUGCUGGAGGAGUGGGCUAUGACUGGGAUGGGUGACCAUUAUUUUGAUGAUGAUGUGGGAGGUAGUGAUAUGGAGGAUGUCAAUGUCAUCCUAUAA
Suillus fuscotomentosus is the source of this 807-nucleotide messenger RNA. RefSeq lists its product as uncharacterized. The record is from RefSeq and is a predicted model, not a curated record. The coding region runs from base 1 to 807 and encodes 268 amino acids. The transcript has 7 exons. NCBI's taxonomy places the organism in Eukaryota, Fungi, Basidiomycota, Agaricomycetes, Boletales, Suillaceae.